AUGCCAUCAGCACAAGAAAGUUUUGAGAGGGUCAUCUACAAAGGAGAGGUUGAAGAGAAGAAUAGAAUUAUACUGGAAGUUGCAAAAGCAGAACGUGAUGAGACAAAGAAAGAGCUCCAUAAAGCUAAAGAGAAAGCUGUCCAGUCCUGGCUUGACUCCGAGCCUCUCAUAGAUGAACUUGAAAAGCAGAAAGCCAAUCUAGCUAAUGCUCAACAAAAUUCAAAAACACCAAAAACUGACAUCUUGGAGUUGGAAUCCCAACUAGAGAUUAUCCAAAUGAACAUCAAAUCCAAAAGGGAUGACCAUCUCAAGACAGAAAAGAUGAUCUAUGAAAUCAACCAUGCAUUGGAUCAAGCACGCAAUGAAAUGGAAAGGCUCAAGCUCAACAUAAAGAAAGAAAAGCAAACAAGGGCAAAACUGAAGCAAACCCUGCAUCUAAGGAGGCGGGCAGUUCAAACCUUGCAGCUCACGCUACAAGCUGUACUACUUGAGUCAGAUGCUGUGGAAGUAUCUAAAGCAGAAGCUUUUCGACAGAUCAGUCAUUCAGAAAAUCACACAUCUGUUGUCCAGCUUAAUCAUAAAGACUGCUAUGACCUAACAAGAAGAGCUGAAGAAAGAACAUCACAGGCAAACUGGCGUGUUUCUAUUUCCGCUGAACAAAAGCUUGCAGCAGAGGCUACCCAUGAAUUAGCAUUAUCCAAAUUGAACCACUUUUAUUCCAGCAGAACAUUGAGUACAAAGAGAAGAAAUACAACAGGCCAAUUGCACAAGGAAAAGGAUGCAAACAUCAAAGAUGCAAUUGUUCAAGAGGAAAUAACAACUAACAUAAACAGUGCUUUACCCAAAUCCCAUGCUAAAUCAUUAGUCAAGUCUGAAGGGGGGGAAUCACAACACUCCAGAAGAUCACCAAGUAAUAUAAAAACAACAAAGAAGUCAUCCAUUUUGUACAAAAUGAGAAAAUGUCUUCAAAAGAUGAUAAGGAAAAUGGGUGGGUGA
This is a messenger RNA of Lathyrus oleraceus (garden pea), 996 nucleotides long. RefSeq lists its product as uncharacterized. Gene Ontology annotation, biological process: chloroplast avoidance movement; chloroplast accumulation movement. Lineage: Eukaryota; Viridiplantae; Streptophyta; Magnoliopsida; Fabales; Fabaceae. Bases 1 to 996 code for a protein of 331 amino acids. The transcript has a single exon. The record is from RefSeq and is a predicted model, not a curated record. Gene Ontology annotation, cellular component: cytosol.